AUGACGAUAACAAAUCCUACAAUGUCGAAUUUAGCGGAAGCAUUACUAAAUAUUCGCAAGAUUGAGGAUAACUUUUACAAACGCGAAUUUCAAUUUCUCGAUCGAGAUCGGAAUAAAAUCCGUGUACAUUUCGAUCGACACAAAGACGCGUUUUUACAACUAACACGGCAACGGCAUGAAACAUGGUAUCGACAUGAUAAACACUUUCGCGAAGGUCUACGCAAAGAAAAGGAUAAUCAUGAAAAACGUAAACGAAACUUUGUGUUAACAUCCGAUCCGGACUACACAUCAAAAGACUAUCGACCUUUGGAAGUCAUCGAUGCGGAUGGAUCGGUUCUACCACCGAUCAACGCCUCAACAACAACAACAAAAACAAGGAAAAGAGCCGAACCGAUGACGAAAGUGGAACGAGACAUCUAUCAAGUUCUUCGUGCGUCGCAAAAAUUACUCAACGAAUCCGCAGCUCGACCUCGAUAUAAAUUUAUUCUCGAACGGCCGUCAUCUACAUCGUUCAAUAAAAAAGUUCGUCAACAUCCAACGGAAUCCGAUUCAGUGGCACAAACAAUGCUUCCAACAUUGAGAGAUGCAUCAUCGGACUACGAAGAGUAUGACCGUUUAGUCAAUAAAUCACUACAAGGUGAAACUUUCAGCGAAUUCGUCGAUCAUUUCGUUAAAUUCCGACCGGAAUUCUGCGAACAAUUCGGUUCGAUCUACGAAGAAGAUAAACGACAAAAAGCGAUCGAAAAACUACGCGAACUCAAUCAAAUUCACGCGAGAAAACGUGACGGACGUUAUCACAAUCUCCUCAGUAGUCUCACUGACUCCAACUCCUCGUCGAACUGA
This is a messenger RNA of Adineta ricciae, 843 nucleotides long. The record is from the annotation of a GenBank genome assembly. Lineage: Eukaryota; Metazoa; Rotifera; Eurotatoria; Adinetida; Adinetidae.